GCGGCCGGCCUCUCCACCCCACCCACCCCCACCGAGUUCUCAAGGCAAGAUUUGAGACGGAUUAAACACCUAAUCCGCGGGUUGGGUCUCGCCUGCAGGAAGGGCCUCACACCUGGCCCCACUGUUCCCCUAAAUCCCCGCAUCCGGGGAAUUAGCGGUCGGGUUUGCAGCUCGCUGCCUCCAAGUCCCCCCCAAGAAGGGAGCUGCAAGACCUUCAAAGGUAUUCUCCCGAUUCAGGAGACCCCACCCAGACGUCAACCCCUUGCCCGAGCAAGGGUCCCCAAGGAGGGUCUCAAGCGACAGUCUCAGAAGGCGCGACCUCUUUAAAGGGAGACUGUGGGCGCGGGCUGGAGGGCACGGGGAGCUCACAAACCCCGGCGCCAGGGUCGGACCUCGCCGCUUGCAACUCGCGGCAGCUCCCAGGUUCCGCCCCGCGAGAGCCAGGCUUCCGGGAGCCGCCCCGCUGGGCACCGCCCCCCAAGGCGCAGACGCUGAUUGGCCAGCGCGGCCGACAGGCGGGGCCAACCCUUAAAGGGGCGGGAGCUAAGGCGGACCGGAGGCGGCGGCGGCGAUGGUGAUGCCGCAUGGCCACACGUGGGUUUCUCCUAUAUCUUUCUGAUGCCCGCACCCAGUCCCAGGCCCAUGGAGCCCACGCGAGACUACCCGCUGUUCGGGGGCGCCUUCUCCGCCACUCUGCCUCCGGGGGCCCUUGACGUAAGCGACCUGCGACCGGUCCCGGACAAUCAGGAAGUUUUCUGCCACCGCGUGACUGACCAGAGCCUGAUCGUGGAACUUCUGGAGCUGCAGGCCCACGUGCAGGGCGAGGAGGCUGCGCGGUACCACUUUGAGGACGUGGGCGGGAUGCAGGAGGCUAGGGCCCUGCAAGUGGACAGUGUGCAGCCCCUCCUUUUGGAGAACCUGGCUCUCCGGAGCUACUGUCAAGAAGCCUGGGUCCUCUCUGGCAAGCAGCAGGUAGCUAAAGAAAACCACCAGGUAGCAAAGGACGUGAUGGUGCACCAGGCUUUGUUGCGGCUGCUCCGCUAUCAGACUGAUGUCCUGGUCACCUUCAAUGAGCCCCCCCCUGACAAUAGGUUAUCUCUUGGUCCUGAAAAUCUGUCACUUCUGCCCUGGAGCCUGGGUGACUUUGAACAGCUGGUGACCAGUCUGACCCUUCACGAUCCCAACAUCUUUGGUCCCCAGUAAAGAUGCUGAAACACUGCAUAAAGCUGCUGAAGCACACAGGGACCCCGUUCUGCAAGGGGACCAAGGAGUUGGAUAUAUGCCCUUAAUUCCUUCCCUGUGCAUAAACAUAAGACACCUCCUGUCUGCAGAAAUAAACUUGCUUUAUAACGAAGAUAAUAUCUCUGUGCCUUUGAAUCCAACAAGACACCUGGGUCCCCCCUGGUUCCUUUUGGUCUUGGAGUGGGGGAUUAAAAGUUUGUGCAUAGGAUCAGAAGGGGACCCAAGGCCAUCCACAUAAAAGGAGGGAAUACUUUGGAGUGAUUGGCUCUGCCCUGAGAGAGCGGGUGUGACGUGUCCGGGAGGAUGGGUAGGGAAGGUUUAAAGUGACACCCAAGGAAGGGAGGCAGACUGUUCCUUGUAGUGAUUUAACCCUGAGAAAACAGAUGGGGAGUGGUGUUGGCUGUCCCCCUUGGGUGGAUGACAGGUCACCUGGUCAGAAGUCACCAGGAUAUAGUAGUGGAGGCAGAAGUGUCCAAGGAGUGCUGAUUUGGUGGUGUGUGCAAGA
This is a messenger RNA of Nyctereutes procyonoides (raccoon dog), 1747 nucleotides long. RefSeq names its product RAN guanine nucleotide release factor (gene RANGRF). The transcript has 5 exons. Lineage: Eukaryota; Metazoa; Chordata; Mammalia; Carnivora; Canidae. Gene Ontology annotation, biological process: regulation of membrane depolarization; heart contraction; protein import into nucleus. The record is from RefSeq and is a predicted model, not a curated record. Bases 619 to 1203 code for a protein of 194 amino acids. Gene Ontology annotation, cellular component: nucleus. Gene Ontology annotation, molecular function: sodium channel regulator activity; transmembrane transporter binding; small GTPase binding.